This is a messenger RNA of Columba livia (rock pigeon), 3063 nucleotides long. It is a transcript of the gene HACD3, whose product is annotated as 3-hydroxyacyl-CoA dehydratase 3. Gene Ontology annotation, cellular component: endoplasmic reticulum membrane. Gene Ontology annotation, biological process: sphingolipid biosynthetic process; very long-chain fatty acid biosynthetic process; fatty acid elongation. The record is from RefSeq and is a predicted model, not a curated record. Gene Ontology annotation, molecular function: 3-hydroxyacyl-CoA dehydratase activity. The transcript is spliced from 11 exons. Bases 100 to 1188 code for a protein of 362 amino acids. NCBI's taxonomy places the organism in Eukaryota, Metazoa, Chordata, Aves, Columbiformes, Columbidae.
UAGGCCCCGCCCACCGUGGGCGUGGUGCGCAGGCGCGCGGGAGGAUUUCCCCCCCGCCCCGGCUGAGCCGCUUGGGCGGGGAGCGGCGCGGCGCGCGCCAUGGCGGGGCCCAGCCUGCGGCCGCACGUGCAUUGGGCGCAGCGGCACCGCGAGCUCUACCUGCGCGUGGAGCUGAGUGACGUACAGAGCCCGGACAUCGCCAUCACCGACAACGUGCUGCAUUUCAAAGCUCGGGGUCAUGGUGCCAAAGGGGACAACAUCUACGAAUUCCAGAUUGAGUUCCUCGAACCGGUUGAGCCUAAACCCGUGUGCAGGGUGACUCAAAGGCAGCUGAACAUCACCGUGCAGAAAAAAGAGAGUAACUGGUGGGAGAGACUCACCAAGCAAGAGAAGCGCCCACUCUUCCUCGCUCCUGACUUCGACCGCUGGUUAGAUGAAUCGGAUGCUGAAAUGGAGCUGAAGGAGAAGGAAGAAGAAAAGAUUAACAAAAUGAAAAUAGAAUCCAGAGUCCCGAAAGACCCUUUCAGACACCUGAAGAAGGGAUACUUAAUCAUGUAUAAUCUUGUACAGUUUUUGGGAUUCUCCUGGAUUUUUGUGAACAUGACAGUACGACUGUUCAUCUUAGGAAAAGAUUCCUUCUAUGACACAUUUCACACUAUUUCUGACAUGAUGUAUUUCUGUCAGACCCUGGCAUUAAUGGAGAUCAUGAAUUCCCUAAUAGGACUAGUCAGAUCACCGCUGAUACCUGCUGUACUGCAGAUAUUUGGGAGAAACUUUAUUUUGUUUGUUGUCCUUGGAAGCUUAGAGGAAAUGCAGAGCAAACCUGUGGUGUUCUUCCUGUUUUAUUUCUGGAGUAUCAUUGAACUGUUCAGGUAUCCAUAUUACAUGCUUUCUUGCAUUGGUAUUGAAUGGAAACCACUCACCUGGCUCCGUUAUACCGCCUGGAUCCCUCUCUACCCUUUAGGAGGCUUGGCAGAAGCUGUCUGUAUUGUUCAAUCCAUUCCAAUCUUCAGUGAAACAGGGAAAUUUAGUCUGGGAUUGCCAAAUCCACUGAAUGUCACAAUCCAGUUUUCAUUUUUGCUUCAACUAUACCUUAUAGCCUUGUUUUUAGGAGUAUUUGUAAACUUCCGUCAUCUCUACAAGCAAAGGAAGCAUCACCUCGGACCAAAGAAGAGAAAGAUGAAGUAAAGGAGGACUGCAAUGCUUUCUUACCUAACUUAUGACAAGAUAAGCCUCUAAUUAUUACGGUUUUACCCCCUGUAAUGUAAAGAAUUUUGUAAAAUUAAAUGAUCACGCUAGAUUUCAUGAUUUCAUAGUGAAUUCAGGUAACAUUCCCACACACUGUAUUUUGUUCCUUUUCAGUGCAUGGCAUUCACCAUUGAACAGUAACAUUUAAACUUGUAUCCUGUCAGCUACCAUGUUAGAAAGAAAUCCUAUUAUCUGCAUAUAAUAUGCUUAUAAAUGGUGGAGCAGCACUACAUAGAAAUAGUGUUUAUCUUUAAAUUGGAUAUUUGCUCUUUCAGUACUGCAUGCAGAUAGGGUGUCUGAUGUGGGGAUACACUGUUUGCUGGCCUGGGCUGUUCUGGGGUGCAGCUGGAUGGCAGGAGGAGCACGAUCUGAGGCCACUGAACAGCAUUUGGACGUUUAUUUUGGGGUAAACUUGCUCAGCACAUACUCCUUUUCUUCUGCAGCAUAUUGAUGCUGCAAGAAUUAAAACUGGAAGUAGCUAAUAUUGAUUUAAAUGCUACCAACUUAGUUUGUUUCUAGUUUAGCCUUACGAAACAGGAGCGCUGUGUGGAUCCAAGCUUUUCUUUAGGGACACAUCCUUAUUCAGGCAGUGGGGAAUGGAAGCUGCCAGUCUGUGCCAUGGGCAGAGAUGCUUUUGUGGUUGGUAAUGCAAGCACUGAAACAUAAUAAAACAAGGAAACAUAGGUACCAGCUUCCACCUAGCAUGUGAACCCCAAAAGAACUCCAGCCCACCCACACAAAGGGAAAACAGGGACCUGUCAUGGAAGACUGGGCUCCUCUGAUAAUUCCUGGCAGGGCUGUAGCUCCUUAAAUUUAUUUAUAUUCUUCAGAAAGGCAGUAAAUAUUGCUUUUCUACUUAAACUUAGGAGUGCAGCUGAGAAUUUGCUGUAUAUGCUUUGUUGGCUGGUGCCCAGUGGGAUAGAGUAAUGGGUCAAAUAAAACCCUGUAUUAUUUUGAUAGCAGGUAUCAGAUCUGAGUAGGAGAGAUCCCACAGGGGAUUUAAGUGACCCUUUCCUCUGUGCUUGCUUUAAACAACACCAAAAAAGAGGAGCCGCCCCCCCCCAUUCCAGGUCAUCUGCUCUCUUACCUGGAAACCUUUGUUUCAGUUGACUUGAUUUCAACAAAAAGUUUGCUCUAAAAGUGAAUUGUGGUUACAAACAGGUUCCCUCCCAACAACUGCCACUGCCCCCAGGGAAAUGCCAGAAAUCCAGAACAGGCACUAAAGCUGAGAUUAGCUUAGUGCUGUCUUAGCAUUUAUCUUUUUCUACUGUAAAACACUAUGAAUCCUCCAAAAACUAUUUUCUAUAUUAAAGGUAACAAACAGCUUACAGUUUGUGAUGGGAGCCCAGUGAUUGUUGCUGUAAAGGAAAGGCUAUAGUGUUGUAAGAAGAUUCUAACGAAGAACAAGUAGAAGCUCCACGCUGCAUUUCACAAAUUGUGUUCUGUCAACAAGAGGCGUGAUGAAACUUCUCUUUAGGGAUACCCGAGACUCCCACUCAAAGGAGAGUGCAGCUGAUUUUACUCAGGAGAGAUGAGCAUUAUUUACACACUUAGUAUUUCACUACAGCACACACUGUACCUAUGUUUGAACUAUGUCAAAGGAUUGAAUUAGCUGAGCAAUAGAACAGCAAGGAUCACUUUCAUUCUUUAAUUUCUCCACUGGGCAUUUGAACUUCUGUUAGGAAAUCCGUAUGUAUUACUACUUAUUUCUCAGUGAAACUGUGGUACUUAGUGCAAGCUGUCAUGGAUCUUACACUACUGAAUUUUAGUCCUUCAGAAAGAAUGUGUUUCUAUUAAUAAAGAUUUACAACCAAA